AUGAAUUUACCUUGGUUAGUUAUAGGUGAUUUUAACACAGUUUUAAGAAUUUAUGAGAAAAAGGGUGGUAGAUCUCCUUUGGGAGUGGAAAUGCAGGAUUUCCAUGAUCAAUGGUGUUAUAAAGCUGGAGUGGGGGGAGUUUCUUGUUUGAAUGUUAGUAAACCAAAGAAUAUCCCAUUCGGGAUUUUCAAAGUUUGGUUGGAAGAAGAUAGUUUUAAGGAGUUAAUUCAAGAUGCUUGGAAUGGGAACAUACAUGGAAACCCUGCUUAUGUAUUUAUGAACAAUAUGAAGUUAAUGAAGAUAAAAAUCAGGGAAUGGAAUUGGAAUGUGUUUGGAGAUGUUAAAGUCAAAAUGAAAGAAGCUGAACAAGAGAUGAUGAAAGCUUCGUUAUUAUCUGACAAUGAUCCUAGUAAUAUCUCUUUGUUAAAUGAUUUAGUGUGUGCCAGAGGGGUAAUAACAGAAGAAGAUAAUAUGAUGUUAGAGACUGUUCCUUCAGGCCAAGAAAUUAAAGAGGUUGUUUUUUCUUUGAAUGUUGAUAGUGCACCAGGACCAGAUGGUUUUCCUGGUUUUUUCUAUAGAUAUGCUUGGGAUAUUAUAAGAGAAGGAAUGAUAAAAACAAUACAGUAUUGUUGGAACAAUGGUUUUAUUCCUAGGGGUAUGAACUCUAACUUUCUUUUCCUAAUUCCCAAAGUAAAAUGUGCAAGGAAACCUAAUCAGUAUAGACCUAUUGGUCUAAGCAAUUUCAGCUUUAAGAUUUUUACUAAAAUAAUAACAUCAAGGAUGUAUGGUUUGCUGGAGAAAGUAGUUUCAUCUCAACAAGGUUCCUUUGUAAAAGGAAGAUGUAUUCAAGAGAAAAUUAUGCUUGCUUCUGAGAUGGUAAAUGUGUUGGAUAUUAAAAGAAGAGGAGUUCUAGUUAAUGGAGGGCCAGUUGGUUUCUUUUCAGUUAGUAGGGGGUUGAGACAGGGUGAUCCAUUAUCACCAAUUCUGUUUGUUGUUGCUGAAGAUGUUCUAAGUAGAACCUUGAGUAAACUAGUGAAAGAGAAAAAGAUAAUGCCAAUGGUUAAUAGAGGAGGAGUUCAACCAACUCACAUUCUUUUUGCUGAUGAUGUGUUUUUAUUCUUUAAUGGGCAUAAAAAGAAUAUCCAUUCAGAUAUGAAUUUGCUUAGGGAUUACCAAGUUUCUUCUGGUUAA
Papaver somniferum (opium poppy) is the source of this 1191-nucleotide messenger RNA. RefSeq lists its product as uncharacterized. The record is from RefSeq and is a predicted model, not a curated record. Bases 1 to 1191 code for a protein of 396 amino acids. The transcript is spliced from 4 exons. Lineage: Eukaryota; Viridiplantae; Streptophyta; Magnoliopsida; Ranunculales; Papaveraceae.